AUGGAAGAAACAAGGAAGCUCUUUCCAAAGCCGUGUAAAAGCAAAGAACCCGUGAAAACCGAAUGGGGAUCGCAGAGCGUUGUGUUUACCUAUUUCCAAGGGGACAUUAACAGUGUGGUGGAUGAACAUUUCUCUAGAGCUCUAAGCAACGCCAAAAACCCUCAAGACCUGAGCAUGAAGCACAAGAGCGAGGCUGUUGUCCUGAAGAACGAUAGCAUGUCUCCCCAGCAGUGGAAUUACCCUUCACAUUGCUCCAAGCCRUAUCCAUCGCCGUCUGCCACGAGCAUGUCAAAUUCCGCUCUGAAUUUCGCGGCCGCCGGCAUGGCUGGCCAGUACCAACCAUCAGCCCUACGGAGUCACCUGGCUCAGCCCGCGGAUUUGUGGCCUUUCCCUUCCAUGGGAUCUCCCAGUCUUUCCAGCUCGGUGUAUCAUCAUGCCCUCCCUGACCUGCACGUGGACGAUGAGCCCAUCUCCRACAGGAAAUACGGAUCUCUUCUUGGUCUCCUGCAGCAGGAAAGGUGCCUAACGUCCAUGCAGGAAUGUGCCAUGAAGCAACACUCUAGUUCUGCUUGUAUUACUGGACCUGCUAGGUUACAAAAUAUAAGCCAAAGUUUAACUCCUGGGGGAGAGAGGAAAGCAAGCUCUUACCAAGGCUCAGAAAAUGCCAGUGCAAGCCAUGCCACCGCAGGUAUACAGACUCACGACAGAAGAGGAGAUCUGUACUUUUAGCAACUCGAUGUUUCUACUUUAUCCUUGAAGAGAGAGCUCUUCUUCCUGUGAACUCUGAUCAUUUGCAACUGUGAAUCAAGAAGAAASGGACUGCAGCCAUUCUGUGCUUUUUUUCUGUCAGCUGGAAGAAUGUGUGUAUUAUUCACUAUUUUAGGAAUGAAAAUAAUCUUCCUCUAUUCAGUAAAUAAUUUCUCAUGGUUGGAUUAAACCUGACAGAGUAUAUUUGCCAUGAAGAUGAAGACUCACUGUC
This is a messenger RNA of Nothoprocta perdicaria, 979 nucleotides long. It is a transcript of the gene VGLL1, whose product is annotated as vestigial like family member 1. Gene Ontology annotation, cellular component: nucleus. The record is from RefSeq and is a predicted model, not a curated record. The transcript has 4 exons. NCBI's taxonomy places the organism in Eukaryota, Metazoa, Chordata, Aves, Tinamiformes, Tinamidae. Gene Ontology annotation, biological process: regulation of transcription by RNA polymerase II. The coding region runs from base 1 to 729 and encodes 242 amino acids.